UGAGCCUCCUGCUGCUCUCUCUAGCUGGAAGGGCGAGGCAGACCCGUGAAGGGGCGGGAGGUUUAGACGCCUCUGCCCGCAGGACUCGCGACUCCAGAGUAGCUCAGGGCAGCUGCCAGGAGGUCGGCAAUGCCUGAGGCUAGGGAAUCCCCGGGAGAGCCCUGAGCGCCACCUGCACCGCCUAGGAAGGACCGCCUGAAGUUAGCCCCAGGGGUUCAGAGAAGCUCCCUUCUCGACAACUAUGGCUGGCAAUUCCAGGAACGCUAUGAGCAAAGACAUGGAGAUAGGAGUCACUUUCCAGGACCACAAGAAGAUUCCCAAGCAGGCACGGGAUUACACACCGAUCGCCACAGACCGCACUCGCCUGCUGGCAGAAGGCAAAAAGCCACGUCAGCGCUACAUGGAGAAGAGUGGCAAGUGCAACGUGCAUCACGGCAAUGUCCAGGAAACCUACCGCUACCUAAGUGACCUCUUCACCACCCUGGUGGACCUCAAGUGGCGCUUCAACCUCCUGGUCUUCACCAUGGUCUACACUAUCACAUGGCUGUUCUUUGGCUUCAUCUGGUGGCUCAUUGCUUAUGUCCGAGGUGAUCUGGACCAUGUGGGUGACCAAGAGUGGAUUCCUUGUGUUGAAAACCUCAGUGGCUUUGUGUCUGCUUUCCUGUUCUCCAUUGAGACAGAAACAACCAUUGGCUAUGGCUUCAGAGUCAUCACUGAGAAGUGUCCGGAGGGGAUCAUACUCCUCCUGGUGCAGGCCAUUCUGGGCUCUAUCGUUAAUGCCUUCAUGGUGGGUUGCAUGUUUGUGAAGAUCAGCCAGCCAAAGAAGAGAGCAGAGACCCUCAUGUUUUCCAACAAUGCUGUCAUCUCCAUGCGGGAUGAGAAGCUGUGCCUCAUGUUCCGGGUAGGUGACCUCCGAAACUCCCACAUCGUGGAGGCCUCCAUCCGUGCCAAGCUAAUCAAAUCCCGGCAGACCAAAGAAGGGGAGUUCAUCCCCUUGAACCAGACAGACAUUAAUGUGGGCUUUGACACUGGUGAUGACCGUCUCUUCCUGGUGUCCCCGCUCAUCAUCUCCCAUGAGAUCAAUGAGAAGAGCCCUUUCUGGGAGAUGUCGCGUGCUCAGCUGGAACAGGAAGAGUUUGAAGUUGUGGUCAUCUUAGAAGGAAUGGUAGAAGCAACAGGCAUGACUUGCCAAGCACGAAGCUCUUACAUGGACACAGAGGUGCUCUGGGGCCACCGAUUCACACCAGUCCUCACCUUGGAAAAAGGCUUUUAUGAGGUGGACUACAACACCUUCCACGACACCUAUGAAACCAACACACCCAGCUGCUGUGCCAAGGAGCUGGCAGAAAUGAAGCGGAAUGGGCGGCUCCUGCAGUACCUUCCCAGCCCUCCCUUGCUUGGGGGGUGUGCUGAGGCUGGGAGAGAUGCUGAGGCUGAGCAGGAUGAAGGGGAUGAACCCAAUGGACUGAGUGUGUCCCGGGCGACCAGGGGCUCAAUGUGAGGUCUGCGUUCUACCCAGAGCCUCUUCUUACCAGACACCGAGGAGCCUGGGCAGCCAGAGAAACCAAUUAGUUGAGCAAGCUUUGUGGGGCCCCAGGAGCAUGGGAGCUCUAUGGGGAGGAACAGCGGGCUGAGCCCUCACGUCUCCUCUUUGGGGCCUCUGAGCAAGGGCCUUGCCUAGCCUUCACAGACAGUGCUUUCUAGGCCUCGGUGAGUGGGAGCAUUAGCUAAGGCUGUAGCCAGGGUGGGAUUCCCAGAGAGGGAGUUUUAGGGUUCCAUCUACCCUCUCUCUGAUUACCGGCACCUGUUCACUUCCCUCCCGGAUUUUGUCUCCUCUAGGGACCGACAACAUCACCCCUGAUUCUUACCACUGAGGCCUGUAGAUUGAGGGAGCGCAAUUCUGUCCAUGGACGCUCAGGCCCAUAGCUGGGGAUGAGUUCACAGAGGCCUCCUCCCAGGCCAAAGCUACCCAAGUCAGGGACAAUGCCUUUUAGUCUGAGGCCACAGCCACUCACUAAUAACUUCUUUGCAAGGCCCCUUGUUCACCUCUUUUACUUCCUAGUGCGUGCGUGUGUUUUCCUCUUCUCUAUUGUGUGGACACUACGGCUUACAGGGUAAUUGAGUUCAUUAGUGUGACCCGGGGACACUGACAAUGGACCUAGGAGCAUGCACACGCUGUCCUCACAACUGCCUGGGACUCCUAGUCAUACUGUGCCUUGCACUUCAAAGCGGGGAAUCCCAGCAGUUGUGCUUCUGGUAGGACUUUGUGGUCCAAGAACUUCAAAGAACCUGUGAAGUGGUCCUGAACAUGUGAAUUUCAGAGAGCCAGAUGAACUCAUUGGUACCAACCCAGGGCAGCAGCAGGGAAAGGAAGCGAGGAAUGUUUUAAUAUAGGAAUUUGGAGCCUGGUGGACUGAUGUAUCCUAGCACUUGGCAGGCGGAGGCAGAAUUGUGAAGCUGAGGCCAGCCUGGGCUAUAUACCCGUCUCCAAAAGGCAAGAGAGAAAAACUAACAAAGAAGGAAACGUCUGCCUCAGCUGUUGCUUGGGGGCUCCCAGGAGGAAAGUGGACUACGACACAGAGGUGACAGGUGGCCAAGGGUGGACCAGAGUCUUAGAUUGGUACCCAGAGGCCUCUGGACCUCCCUCCUACAGAACAGCUCCAACAUGGUGGCGGGACCCAGAAGGUAGUCCCUGAGAACAGGAGGUGAGAAAGUCGGCAGGAGAACCAGGAAAAGAAGAGCCCAAGAGCAGAGAAGAGCCUUGAGGUCAACAGCCUUGGAAUCUUUUCCCUUCCAGCCUGGAGGACUGAUUGAUGGUCAGGUCAAAGAAUCUUAAG
Messenger RNA from Peromyscus leucopus (white-footed mouse), 2837 nucleotides. RefSeq names its product potassium inwardly rectifying channel subfamily J member 5 (gene Kcnj5). Gene Ontology annotation, molecular function: G-protein activated inward rectifier potassium channel activity. The record is from RefSeq and is a predicted model, not a curated record. NCBI's taxonomy places the organism in Eukaryota, Metazoa, Chordata, Mammalia, Rodentia, Cricetidae. Bases 242 to 1501 code for a protein of 419 amino acids. Gene Ontology annotation, cellular component: plasma membrane. The transcript is spliced from 3 exons. Gene Ontology annotation, biological process: potassium ion import across plasma membrane; regulation of monoatomic ion transmembrane transport.